AUGGGUGAGGCUAUCAAUAACAUUAUGGGUGUCACAGAAUGUAUGGGUACGGGCAAAUACCUAAUCCUACCAUCCAUGAUUGGUCGUAAGAAAAAGGCCAUAUUUAACAACAUUAAGGACAGGAUUUGGAGGAAAAUUAACCACUGGUCGGGCAAGCACUUAUCCAAAGCAGGGCGGGAAAUACUCUUGAAAUUUGUCGCUCAAGCAAUCCCUUCGUAUUGCAUGAGCACUUUUCUCCUCCCAACCACGUUCAAUGAUGAAAUACAAAGGAUGAUGAACUCCUUUUGGUGGGGUUCAAACAGAAAUGUUGGUCAUGGAAUACAUUGGUUAAACUGGGAAAAGGUAUCUAUGCGAAAAGAACAUGGUGGAAUGGGAUUUCAUCAUCUCCACAGUUUCAACUUAGCCAUGCUAGGGAAGCAAGGUUGGAAGUUUCUAACCAACCAAGAUGCUAUCUUAACUCGCAUUUUCAAGGCAAAAUACUUCCCAAGAGGGGACUUUUUGGGGGCUCAGUUGGGCCACAACCCAAGUUAUGUUUGGCGUAGCAUCCACGCUUCACAUGUGGUGGUUAAGGGCGGCUUGAGAUGGUGUAUAGGUAACGGUCAAGACAUUCAUGUAUGGAGGGAUCCUUGGUUGCGAAUCUCUGCAAAUCCAUAUGUGACCACACCUAGUCCACCAGGUCAUGAGAACCUACUGGUAUCCCAUCUCAUUAACACAGAUUCAGGUACAUGGAACCAUGAGCUUCUUUCUUUGUUGUUUUCCCAGUAA
This is a messenger RNA of Cajanus cajan (pigeon pea), 765 nucleotides long. Its product is annotated as putative mitochondrial protein AtMg00310. NCBI's taxonomy places the organism in Eukaryota, Viridiplantae, Streptophyta, Magnoliopsida, Fabales, Fabaceae. The record is from RefSeq and is a predicted model, not a curated record.